UGAACCGUAUUUAUGGAAGCACCGCCAAUCAGAAGACAGAAACCCCAGCUCUAAGCCAUGAAUCGCAUAGUCGUCGUCCUCUUCUUCCUUGGCCUCUACGCCUACGGUUCGGCCUCGGCGGGUAGGGACCUGCCUGGAGACCAUCUCCGAUUGCCCUCUGAAGCUUCGAGAUUCUUCGGCAGAGUUGGUGGUGCCGUUGAUGAUAAAGACGACGACUCAUCAGGGAUCCGAUGGGCGGUUCUGAUUGCCGGCUCCAACGGUUACUGGAAUUACAGGCAUCAGGCUGAUAUUUGUCAUGCCUAUCAACUCCUGAGGCAAGGUGGUUUGAAAGAUGAAAACAUAGUUGUUUUCAUGUAUGAUGACAUUGCUUUCAAUGAAGAGAACCCUAGGCCCGGAGUUAUCAUUAACAGCCCACAUGGCCAUGACGUGUACGACGGAGUGCCGAAGGAUUAUACUGGGGAAAAUGUUACUGUUGACAACUUUUUUGCAGUUCUCCUUGGAAAUAGAACUGCUCUUACAGGGGGCAGUGGGAAGGUUGUGGAUAGUGGUCCCAAUGAUCAUAUUUUUGUAUAUUAUAGUGAUCAUGGGGGUCCUGGUGUGCUUGGGAUGCCUACCAGUCCUUACCUCUAUGCUGAAGAUCUGAUAGAAGUCCUGAAGAAGAAGCAUGCUUCAGGGACCUAUAAAAGUUUGGUAUUUUAUCUUGAAGCUUGCGAGUCUGGUAGCAUAUUUGAGGGCCUCCUUCCUGAAGGUUUGAACAUCUAUGCAACUACAGCAGCAAAUGCAGAAGAGAGCAGCUGGGGAACUUAUUGCCCUGGAGAUUAUCCUAGUCCUCCACCUGAGUAUGGAACCUGCUUGGGGGACUUGUAUAGUGUUGCUUGGAUGGAAGACAGUGACAUUCACAAUAUGCGGACAGAAACCCUGCACCAGCAGUAUGAACUGGUCAAAAGAAGGACUGCUAGUGAAAAUUAUGCUUACGGCUCUCAUGUCAUGCAAUAUGGUGACAUAGAUCUUAGCAAGAACAAUCUCUUCGUGUAUAUCGGUACAAAUCCUGCAAAUGACAACUACACUUACAUUGAUGAAAACUUUUUGAGGCCAUCUAAGAAGGCGAUCAACCAGCGGGAUGCCGAUCUUGUCCAUUUCUGGGAUAAGUACCGCAAGGCUCCAGAAGGCUCUCCCAGGAAAGUUGAAGCUCAGAAGCGGUUUGUUGAAGCUAUGUCACAUAGGAUGCAUUUAGAUGACAGCGUCAAACUUAUCGGGAAGCUACUAUUUGGAAUUGAGAAAGGUCCAAAGGUUCUCAACAAUGUUCGACCUGCUGGGCAACCUCUUGUUGAUGACUGGGGCUGCCUUAAGACUCUGGUGCGGACUUUUGAGACACAUUGCGGAUCACUAUCUCAGUACGGGAUGAAACACAUGCGGGCCUUUGCAAACAUUUGUAAUGCUGGGAUUCUGAAGGAGCAGAUGGCUGAUGCAUCAGCUCAGGCUUGUGUCUCCUUUCCUUCUGGGCCCUGGAGCUCUCUGCACAAGGGAUUCAGUGCAUGAUUCAACCUCAACGCAUGACUUGAAUGCCAAAACUUGAAAUGUGGUGAUAUACAUAAAUAUUAUAUUGUCUUGCUGUAUUUUAAUGAUGGCUCUUAUGAUUGCUUCAGUGUGGAAUGUAAAUAGAAUCAAGAUCUUCAGACAGGCUUCUCUGUACUGGACUACAUAUUUGAAAUGUAAUUAAUAUGACAGUACUUGUAUUGUUGAUAUGAAUUUGCACAUGAUUUUC
This is a messenger RNA of Juglans microcarpa x Juglans regia, 1765 nucleotides long. RefSeq names its product vacuolar-processing enzyme-like. Gene Ontology annotation, biological process: vacuolar protein processing. The transcript is spliced from 9 exons. Gene Ontology annotation, molecular function: cysteine-type endopeptidase activity. Lineage: Eukaryota; Viridiplantae; Streptophyta; Magnoliopsida; Fagales; Juglandaceae. Bases 58 to 1539 code for a protein of 493 amino acids. The record is from RefSeq and is a predicted model, not a curated record.